Messenger RNA from Plasmodium berghei ANKA, 897 nucleotides. RefSeq names its product BIR protein. The record is from RefSeq and is a predicted model, not a curated record. Bases 1 to 897 code for a protein of 298 amino acids. Lineage: Eukaryota; Apicomplexa; Aconoidasida; Haemosporida; Plasmodiidae. The transcript is spliced from 3 exons.
AUGAAUGAUACUCUGUGUUCAAACUUUGUUGUUUUGGGGUAUUAUUUACCCGACGAAUUAAACGAUACUGCAACAUUCAAUUUUGAUGAUAAUUCGGAUUUCAAAAAGUACUGUUCUAGUGAAAACUGCAAUACUGAUCUCGAAAAAUUUUCGAUUGGAUUUUUAUGGUUACUUGAGCAAUGUUAUUCUGCAUUCAAAAAUAAAAGUCAUGAUAUAAAUAGCAUUAAUGCAUUUUUUAUACAUAUGCUUUCAUGGUUUGGUUACAAAUUAAAUCAAAUAACAGGACAAGGUUCCACCAAAAUAAACGAUUUUUAUACUAAUAAUAUAAUUAAUAGUCAUAAAUAUGAUAAUUUUACAAAUACUGCCUAUAAAUUUACAGAAAUUAAGGAUUUCAUGGAUGAACGAAAUUAUUUGAUGGAUAUUAAUAUUGAAGAUAUGUCUAAAUUUUAUGAUGCAUUCAAAUUAUUAUGUAAUAUGUAUGGUAAUAUUGCAAAGAAUCAAACGGGCGGCAUACUGUUAAAUAAUGCGAAUGAUUUUGUUAACAAAUAUACAGAGCUAAACAAUAAAUAUAAUAAUGAAGUUGCCCCACAUAGUCAAAUAUUGUCUGUUUUAUCAACUGAUUAUGAUAAUAUAAAAAAGAAAUGUAACAAUAUUCCAUCCCUUCUAGAGAAAAAAAUAGAACAAACUACUGUAAUAAAAUCUGAAAAUAAUUUUGAACAAACUUCUGCACAAACAUCUAGAGUUACAUCAAGUUCGCCGAUAGGAAACAAAUUAUUUACAUUUUUAUCGAUAUUUGGUGCAAUGGCAUUUUUUUUAGGAAUCUCCUAUAAGUAUUCGUUAUUUGGAUUUCGAAAACGAUCUCGAAAACAACAUUUAAGAGAAAAGCUAAAAAAAUAA